Acanthamoeba castellanii str. Neff is the source of this 4677-nucleotide messenger RNA. RefSeq names its product Filamin repeat domain containing protein. Gene Ontology annotation, molecular function: actin filament binding. The transcript is spliced from 23 exons. NCBI's taxonomy places the organism in Eukaryota, Discosea, Longamoebia, Acanthamoebidae. Gene Ontology annotation, biological process: actin cytoskeleton organization. The record is from RefSeq and is a predicted model, not a curated record. Bases 1 to 4677 code for a protein of 1558 amino acids.
AUGAAGAAGGCAGGGCUUACCAGCGAGGACAUGGGCCGCGCGGGCGAGGAAAAGCGCGACUGGGUGGCUGUCCAGCAGCGCACCUUCACGCGCUGGGUCAACCAGCAGCUGGCCCGACGGGGCGGCCAGAUCACCGACCUCCUGCAAGAUCUGCCCGACGGCAUUCACCUCAUCCAUCUCGUUGAGGAGCUCUCUGGUGCUCUUCUCAAAGGGUACUCGGGCCGACCGCGUAUGCGGUUCGAGAAGCUGCAGAACUGCAUGCUCGCCCUGCAGGCCAUCAAGAACGAGGGCAUCUACCUCCUGGGCAUUGGACCCGAAGACAUCGUCGACCCCAACCUGAAGCUCAUCCUGGGUCUGAUCUGGACUCUCAUCCUCCACUACCAUCUCCAGGGCGGCGCUGGUCUCACCAGCCGAGGCGGUAACGGAGGCGAGAUCACCGCGGCGGGCGCGAGCGGCGCCGGGACCAAGUCGGGCGGCGUGGCCAAGAGCGGUCCGGCGAGGGCCAGAGGCGCGGCCAUGAAGAGCGAGCUGCUCGAGUGGGUCAAGUCCAAGUGCGAGCCCAAGGGCGUGCAGGUCACCAACUUCACCUCUUCGUGGCAGGACGGUCUGGCGAUUGCGGCCCUCGUGGAGAGCCUGCGCCCGUCCACGCUCGACCUGGAGGCCCUCAAGCAGCAGGUCAAGGGCGGCGACGUCGACGCCCGCCUCACCACCACCCAGCUCGCCAUCGCCAAAGCGGAUGAAGCGCUGGGCAUUCCUCAAAUUGUUGAGGCCGACGAUCUGGUGCUCAUGACCACGCCCGACGAGCUGUCGGUGCUGACCUACGUGGGCUACUUCCGCGCGUGGAGCGACUCAGACCCGUACCGCUGCAUGGUCAUGGGCCGCGGCAUCGAGGCCCCCACGCUGGGCGAGCCCAACCAGUUCCAGGUCUCCAUCUACGGCACCGUCAACAAGGAGCCCCUCGUGCUCAAGGACGACCAGAUGAAGGAUUUGGAGAUUGGGGUGACGGGCGACGAUGGCAAGUCGCUGCCGGUGAAGGUGGCCAACAACCACGACGGCACCUAUACCGUCGAGUACACGCCCACGACGCCCGGCGACUACGAGGUCGGCGUCAAGCUCUACAAGAAGCUGGUGAAGGGUCAUGGCCGCAUCAAGCUGCGCGGCAAUGCCGCGGCCUCGCUCAGCGCGGCCCACUGCGUGGCCGAGGGCAAGGGCCUCACCUCCGCCGCGGCCCUGCAGUCGGCCAACUUCAACAUCACCAGCUACGAUGCCAAGGGCAAGCGCGUGCUUGAGGGCGGCAACACCUUCACCGUCGAAUUCGCCGGCGAUUUCCCCGCCGACAAGACCCCCUUUGCCCACGUCCAGGACAAUGGCGACGGCACGUACUCGGUGUCGUACAAGCCCUUCGCCGAGGGCGACCACCAGAUCGCGGUGAAGCUCAACGGCGAGCACAUCAAGAGCUCGCCCUUCACGGCCAAGGUCGAGCGCGGCCCGUCGCCCGCCCACUGCGCCAUCACCGAGUGGAACGAGGUCCGGGGCGCCACCGGGCCCAAGGCCGGCGAGGCCGUGCUGCUCGACAAGCGCGUCUCGUUCGUGAUCGAGGCGCGCGACGGCGCCGGCAAGCGGUUCGACUCGGGCGGCCACAAGUUCGACGUCGACAUCAAGCAGGUCAACGCCCAGGGCCAGGUGGAGGAGGAGGGCUUCCAGGUCGACAACGCCGACGACGACGAUGGCGACGCCGCUGAGGUGCGCAACAUCGUGUUCUCGAACCAGCGCGACAACGGCGACGGCACGUAUCUGGUCAACUUCCUGGUGAAGGGCAAGGUCGAGGCCAACUACAAGCUCUUCGUCACGCUCGACCGCGAGCCCAUCCACGGCACCCCGCUCGAAUUUGCCGUCAAGCGCGCCGCCCUCGCCCCCGAGAAGUGCACCGUCGAAGGUUCGGGCCUCACGAAGGGCUUCACCCACAGGCCGUCGCACUUCACCCUCACCGGCCGAGCCGCCGACGGCCAGGCCAUGCCCAUCCCCAAGUCCGACGGCUACCUCGUCCAGGUCCUCGGCCCUGACCAGAAGGAGUUGCCCGUGCAUGUGGAGGACAACGAGGACGGCACGUACGACGUGUCGUACACUCCGACGGAGGUGGGUCCCCACCGCGUGUCAAUCCACGUCAAGAGCCAGUCGCUGUCCGGGAGCCCGUUCACGGCCCAGGUCGAGAAGUUCGUCGACGCCGCCAAGUGCGUGGCCGAGGGCGAGGGCCUGUCGGGCGAGGUCACCACCAACAAGCCGCUCGUCUUCACCGUCAAGCUGUUCGCGCCCAACGGCGAGCCCGUCCACGAGGGCGGCGACAAGGUCGACGUCAAGAUCACCUCCACCUCCUCGGGCAACGAGUUGAAUAACGUCAGCAGCGUGCGCGACAACAAGGACGGCACCUACACCGUGCGCUACUUCCUGCCGUUCACCGACACUUUCAAACUCGACGUCUCUCUCUACGGCGAGAGCAUCCAAUCGUCGCCGUUCCGCGUGACGGCGGUCAAGGGCAAGGAGGACUUUGCGUCGUUCGCGUGGGUGGCCAAGGACUCCACGGGCAAGGGCAUGGUCAAGUCCGUCGACGACUUUGCCAUCAACAUCGAGGGUCCCAGCGGCAAGGACAUCGAGGGUUGGCGCGGAGUGGACAUCGACGAAGGCGCCUACGGCGUGGACUUUGUGCCGACCGAGGGUCCCGGCAAGUACAAGAUCAACGUGCGACGCAACGGGAAGCACAUCCCCAACUCGCCCUUCAUCCUCGACCUCGGCGAGAAGAAGCUGCCCUCGACCAAGCUCGCCUUCACCGCCCGCCGCAAGGACGGCAGCCCCAUCAACGACGCCACCCCGGCGGACUUCAGCGCGGAGGUGCGCGGACCGGAUGACGUGGCAUUGGAGACGCAGAUCGUCGACGACGGCGCGCCCACCUUCGGCCUCAUCUUCCAGCCCAACGUUGCGGGCGUGCACAAGGUGGUGAUCAAGUACAAGGGCGAGGAGAUCCUCAACAGCCAGGCUAACGUCGGCGGCGCGCCCGGCGCCGCUGCCCCGCCCGCCACCCCGCCGCCCGAGAAAUUCCUGGUGCGGUUCCCCUUCACCCCGCUCAAGAAGGACGGCUCGCCCGUCAACGCCAAGUCGCCCUCCGAGUUCGUCGCCAAGGUGAGCGGACCCGACGACGACGUGGUGUCGAAUGAGGUGCAGGACCUGGGCGGCGGCAAGUACGCGGUCGCGUUCGAGCCCAAGCUCCCCGGCAUCCACACCAUCUCCAUCCAGCACCAGGGCGAGGAGAUCAAGGACGGCCCCUUCCGCAUCAACGUCGGAGGUCAGGCCAUGGGCGGUGCGGCGCAGCCGCCUGCUCCGGCGGCCGAGCAGCCGCGCAAGCAGUUCAUGCGGUUCCCGUUCACGCCCAAGAACGCCCAGGACGACUCCCCCAUUGUGCCCAAGAGCCUAUCGGAGCUCACCACCGAGAUCGCAGCUCCCGAUGGGUCGUCGGUGCCGGGCGAGGUGACGGACAUGGGCAACGGCCAGUACGGCAUCGUGUUCGAGCCCAAGGGACCCGGGCGCUACGUCAUCGGCGUCAAGCACAACGGACAGCACGUCAAGGACUCCCCGUUCCACAUCAACGUCGGCGGUCAGCCCGCCGCCGCCGCCCCUGCCGCGGCGGCUCCCGCCCCGUCGCAGCCCGCCCAGCAGCAGCAGCAGUCAGUCAAGUUCCCCUUUGCCUGCAAGCUCCAGGACGGCACUCCCUUCACGCCCAACUCGCUCAGCGAAUUCGAGAGCGAGGUGGUGGGACCGGACGACAAGGCGAUCAGCUCGCAGGUCGACGACAGGGGCGGCCAGCACGGCGUCGUGUUCGUGCCGGGUCCGCCCGGCCGCCACAAGAUCACCGUCAAGUGGAACGGCCAGCCCGUCCAGGGCAGCACCUUCGGCAUCAACAUCGGCGGCGGCAGUAAGCCCGCCGAGGCCCCCAAGCCUCAGGCCGCCGCUGCCUCCGCGCCCGCGCCCGCCACCGGCGGACCCCAGGAAAUCCAGACCGCCGGGCAGAAGAAGUUCACGUUCGUGUCGGGCAAGUCGUUCGCGCGCUUCCCGCUGGCGCCGGUGUCGGUCACGGGCCAGCCGCUGGACGACAGCGUGCCGCAGAUGGAGGUGACCGUGCACGACCCGGCCCAGGCGGAGAUCGGCUACAAGGUGAUCCGCGACGACGACGGCUUCGCCAUCCUCUUCCAGCCGCUCGUGCCGGGCGACUACACCGUCGCCGUGCGCCUGGCCGACCGCCACAUCCGCGACUCGCCCUUCACGGUGCCGAUCGGAACCGACCGCCAGCGCGAGCUGAUGGACAAGAUGGGCGGCGCGCCGCUGCCGCAGGCCAAGUUCAGCGUCACGCCCAAGUCGACGGCCGACGACGGCCGCACCAACCUGCUGGCCGACGUGGCCGGCGCGACGGCGGCCGACUUUGCGGUGACGAUCGAGGGACCCGAGGGCCAGGCCGUCGAGGGCCGGCUGGCCGCGGGCGCCGCCAGCGCCUCGACGCUGGACGUCGUGUUCAGGCCGCCCGUGCCCGGCGUCUACACGAUCCGCAUCGAGCACAAGACCCAGGGACCCAUCGUCAACAGCCCCUUCCGCCUCCAGGUCGCCCCGCCGCCCGGCAUGAGCGCCCAAUGA